Messenger RNA from Nicotiana attenuata, 1463 nucleotides. Its product is annotated as cell division control protein 2 homolog C. The coding region runs from base 174 to 1136 and encodes 320 amino acids. The record is from RefSeq and is a predicted model, not a curated record. Gene Ontology annotation, cellular component: nucleus; cyclin-dependent protein kinase holoenzyme complex; cytoplasm. Gene Ontology annotation, biological process: regulation of G2/M transition of mitotic cell cycle; signal transduction; G1/S transition of mitotic cell cycle. The transcript has 7 exons. NCBI's taxonomy places the organism in Eukaryota, Viridiplantae, Streptophyta, Magnoliopsida, Solanales, Solanaceae. Gene Ontology annotation, molecular function: cyclin-dependent protein serine/threonine kinase activity; cyclin binding; ATP binding.
AAGUAGCAAAUUCAAAAUUCAAAAUAAAGAGGGGGAAAAGGCAAACCCUGCUGUCGGUGCAGUGCCGUUGCAACGGGGAAAUGCUUUACUUUACGCUCCCCAAAUACUAGUUGUUGAAAUUCAUCACUGUUUUCUCUACCACUCUCUUCGUUGAAAUCAAUCAGCGUUUAACAAUGGAGAAAUACGAGAAAUUGGAGAAAGUAGGAGAAGGAACGUACGGCAAAGUAUACAAAGCAAAGGACAAAGCAACGGGUCAAUUGGUGGCGCUGAAGAAAACUCGGCUAGAAAUGGACGAAGAAGGGAUCCCACCUACUGCUCUAAGAGAAAUCUCUCUUCUUCAAAUGCUUUCCAAUUCUCUCUACAUCGUUCGUCUCCUCUGUGUCGAGCAAAUUGAUAAAAAUGGGAAGCCUCUUCUUUACCUUGUUUUUGAGUAUUUGGAUACUGAUCUGAAGAAAUUCGUUGAUUCUCAUCGUAAAGGUCCCAAUCCUAGACCUCUCCCUCCUUCUCUCAUCCAGAGUUUCUUAUAUCAAUUGUGCAAAGGGGUCGCUCACUGCCAUAGCCAUGGAGUUCUCCACAGGUCUAUUUUAGUCACCGGUCCUUUAUGUUUUUUGCAAUGGGAUAGAUUAGUAGAUUUGAAGCCGCAGAACCUAUUAGUGGACAAAGAGAAGGGCAUACUUAAGAUUGCUGAUUUGGGUCUUGGAAGGGCUUUCACUGUCCCAAUAAAGAGCUACACCCAUGAGAUUGUUACUCUAUGGUACAGAGCUCCUGAAGUCUUGUUGGGAUCUACUCAUUACUCAACUGCGGUUGAUAUGUGGUCUGUGGGAUGUAUUUUUGCCGAGAUGGUUCGAAGGCAGGCCUUAUUUCCUGGUGACUCUGAGUUUCAGCAAUUGCUUCACAUAUUCAGGUUGUUAGGAACCCCAACUGAGAAGCAGUGGCCUGGAGUGAGUUCACUCCGCGACUGGCAUGUUUAUCCAAAAUGGGAACCUCAGAACUUGGCCUCUGCUGUUCCGGCAUUGGGUCCUGAUGGCGUGGAUCUCCUCACGAAAAUGCUCCAAUAUGAUCCGGCAGAUAGGAUUUCAGCAAAAGCUGCACUUGAUCAUCCAUACUUUGAUAGCUUGGACAAGUCUCAAUUCUGAGGUUGCUUCUAAUGCUCCAAUAUGCUCCAACAUCCAUAUUUUAGUUCUUAGGACGUUCUCAGUCCUGAAGAAUAUCAUCUUCUUGGUGAUUUGAAGUCUGCAUUGUAAUCUUGUCGACUUUCAUAUUUUACUGUAAUGAUCCAGCUUUUCUAAAGUCCUUCUAAAGGCCUGUUUUAUGGUCAAGUUUCAUGUAGUUCAAAUGCUAUGAGGAAAAAAAAGUUUUCUUUUUGCUGAUCUUAAGGUCCAAACCAAUGCUCUACUGAACAUUGGAAAGUGUAUUGGUUGUUAAAUGUUUAGCUUUACUUAUAAACAGGCAUUGUUUUACUA